AUGAAAUCAUUCACUUUCAGUCGAGUCAAAGCGUUUUGUGCACAUUUGUCGAGUCUGCUAAGCGAAGCCAUAGACGAAAAACAAACUGUCGAACGAUUUGAUUUGAUCGUUUUUGCCGAUGGAAAAUCUGAUGAAGCUAUAGUUCAGGCCGCCCGUCGUGCAUAUGUUCACCUGACUGAACUCCAAGAAUGUAUGAAUAAUGGUCUCAUUAUGGAGAUUACAGAUGGUCGUGUACGUGCGCUCACUCCAUUUUCAGCCCAAAUCGUAUUUCCAAAGACGGCGAAUCCUAUGGAAUUUGAGAAAGUAGGAGGAUGA
Caenorhabditis remanei is the source of this 315-nucleotide messenger RNA. RefSeq lists its product as uncharacterized. The record is from RefSeq and is a predicted model, not a curated record. NCBI's taxonomy places the organism in Eukaryota, Metazoa, Nematoda, Chromadorea, Rhabditida, Rhabditidae. The transcript has 2 exons. The coding region runs from base 1 to 315 and encodes 104 amino acids.